Penicilliopsis zonata CBS 506.65 is the source of this 1451-nucleotide messenger RNA. RefSeq lists its product as hypothetical. Lineage: Eukaryota; Fungi; Ascomycota; Eurotiomycetes; Eurotiales; Aspergillaceae. The transcript has 3 exons. The record is from RefSeq and is a predicted model, not a curated record. The coding region runs from base 147 to 1289 and encodes 380 amino acids. Gene Ontology annotation, cellular component: mitochondrion. Gene Ontology annotation, biological process: biosynthetic process; mitochondrial respiratory chain complex I assembly.
CUUCAAUCAGAAGACUUGGAUCGCUAAUGCGUGUCUUGUCGCUCAACAUGCUCAACUAGAAUCUGUUCCUGCGUCCUUUGCCGGCAAUGCCACCCUUCUGGAGUUACGCCUCAUAAUAUCAGAAUCGAUCAAGCAGGGUCUUGAAAAUGUCUGUGCAGCGCCGUUUAAUAUAUUUUGGAUCUCGGGAGGUUUGUUCAUUUGGUUGUCAAGGGGCAUGGCGAUCGCAAAGGAGGUCAUUCAGUUCGUCGACGCCUGUAGCCGCUGCUCCGAUAUAUGGAGCAGCAGAGGAAGAGGUGCAGGCUGCACGAAAAUACUGCACUGCUCUAGUCUCCAAAUAUGACCGACCAUCCUACACUCUCAGUACUUUCAUUCCACCUCAGACGCAAUCCUUCUACCUUGCGCUGCGAGCGCUGAACAUCUCUCUGUCCACGAUCCCCGACACCACUUCCUCUCCUACUAUUGGACUAAUGCGGUUGCAGUUCUGGCGGGACACUGUGACCAAGACCCUUGCCGGUUCGCCUCCAAAAGAGCCCGUCGCCAUCCUCUUGGGCUCUGCGGUUGCAGAGCUCGACGCCAGAACGAAUGGCCGCGCGCGGAUCAGCAAAGGCUGGCUGCUACGAAUGAUCAACGCGCGCGAGCAGACGCUCACCAAUGAUCCGUACCCCAACAUCGCCGCUUUGGAAUCCUACGCCGAGAACACGUACUCCACGCUGCUCUAUCUGACGUUAUCUGCGAUGCCCAUGACCUCCGUGACGGCUGACCACUUCGCAUCACACAUCGGCAAAGCGGCCGGCAUCGCUGCCGUGCUGCGCGGACUACCCCUCGUAGCAUUCCCCCAACCUCCCAAGCAAGGUGCUGUGAUGCUCCCGCUCGACAUCAUGGCGCAGGCUGGCGUCAAGGAGGAAGAGGUUUUCCGCCAGGGCGCCGACGCGCCGGGCCUGCGCGACGCAGUCUUCGCUGUAGCCACCCGCGCAAGCGAUCAUCUCAUUACCGCCCAGCAGAUGCUCCGCAAUCUGCGUGCUGGUGAGGACGUCGGCCACGACUUUGAACAUGAAGGCGAAGAAGGACAUGAGUACGAUGCCCCCUCUGCUUUCGAUGUGGAACGGCCCGAGUCGCCUCUAGACCAGGUCAACCGCGCGUUCGGCGUCUUUAUGCCGGCUGUUGCGACGCGCCUGUGGCUCGAUAAACUGGAGAAGGCCGACUUCGAUAUCUUCAAGCCCGAGCUACUCGCCUCGGACUGGAAGCUACCUUGGAAAGCCUAUUUUGCAUUCAAGCGACGAGCAUUAUGAACUUUGUCAUUUUGAAUACUGUUGCCUGGAUUCAGAUCAAAACAAUAUUCAUCAUGUAUUGAUUGUAACAUAACGAUAUCUAUACUAUACACCAAGGGCAGUUUCCACAUGGAAUAGCCGUGUACUGUACACUAUACAAUAGAGAUAUAAAUACAUCCCAUC